Molecule: messenger RNA, 747 nt
Organism: Akanthomyces muscarius
Lineage: Eukaryota; Fungi; Ascomycota; Sordariomycetes; Hypocreales; Cordycipitaceae
Exons: 1
Coding region: 1-747 (248 amino acids)
Source: RefSeq, a predicted model, not a curated record
AUGUACAUUCAUCAGUUUAUGAAAAUGCCACCAACUUGUUUGGUCUGCCUCUUUGAUGAUUCGCCCUAUAACAUGUCGCCUCGACCUUACCGGUACAGACCCGACCGACGCAGCUUUGACGACUUUACCAAUAUGUUCGUUCCCAUCUUCAAGGAUACUCCUCCUCUCUUCCUCUCUUCCAUCUUACCCUCAACCCCGGCCAUGCCCAACGGCAUAGCUGCGCAUUCCAAGCCUACUACUCAGAUAUAUGCCCUUCCGCCUGCUGAAAUCCUCGGUCUCGAGUCGUUCCGUCAAGCCUCAUGUAUCGAAGCCACCAUUCCCGAACCGGAGGCUGCUCUCGCCCAUCAGCCCGUCGCCCAGAAGAAGGCACCAGCAAAGUUUGCUCUCGGCGGCUCUUGUUCCUCUAAUGAGCAGGACAUGACCGUUAAGAUGUCUAAGUCCAACCUGGUGCCUUCCCCGAAGGAGGGAAUAUUCCAGAUUGCUGGCUCCUGCAGGCCUGCCUCUACCAAGAGUGAUAUCCAGCCCGCUAAGCCUAUUAUCUCGGAGAAGAUAAAGCAGGUUAUCGCGUCCACCAGUCGCAACUCUCAGCUCAAGGCCGAGAGUGCUAUAAACUCAGAUACUGACGACGACUACGUUGAUGAGAGCGCUAUUGAUGAUGAUGAUGAUGAUUCUGAUUGGGAAGAUUCCGCGGAGGAGAGUGGCGAAUCGAGCGUUGACGACAAGUUCUUCCAGCGUGUCGAGUCAUAG